Thamnophis sirtalis is the source of this 712-nucleotide messenger RNA. Lineage: Eukaryota; Metazoa; Chordata; Lepidosauria; Squamata; Natricidae. The record is from RefSeq and is a predicted model, not a curated record.
AUGGGACAUGUAAUCCUGGGCUGUAAAAGCGGCCUCAAUUUUUCCCGGCUUCCAGAUGUCUCCGGAGACGAGGUUCGCAAUCAAGUGGGAGGCGGUGGAGCGUUACCUGAGGUGGCCGAAGAAACCGUUUCACCAAGCAGGGCGCGAACCAUGAAGGAUUUUGAAAAUCAAAUCACGGAGCUGCGGAAAGAGAAUUUCAACUUGAAACUUCGCAUCUAUUUCCUGGAGGACCGGAUUCAGCAGAAGUUUGAUGAUCCCCAUGAUGACGUCUACCGGAUCAACAUCGAGCUCAAAGUUGAAUUGGAGAGCGUGAAACGAGAACUUCAGCAACGAGAGCAGUUGCUCCGGAAAGCGUCGAAAGCCGUGGAGAGCUUGGCCCAGGGUGGUGAUGCCGAAAUCCAACGCCUGAAGGAAGAUGCGGAGAAGAAACUCCAGGAAGUAGAAACAAGCUUGACUAGCAGGAUCCAGCUUCUAGAGGAGGACCUUCAAAGCGCCCGGGAAGAAGUAGAGAAAGCGUUUGCUUCGACGGAGCGUGAAAGAGUCCAGCGACUGGCUGUGGAACAACAGCUCUCCUUGAUCAUCACUGCGCAGGCCAAAGAUAAUGAUGUCACGGCCUUGCUGGGAGAAAAAGACAGGUGGAAUGUCUAUCAACUUCUUUUAAUGACCCCAUAAUCCCUUGAGGGGUGGAGUCUGGCCAACUGAAUAGAGCUCA